Molecule: messenger RNA, 3910 nt
Organism: Patiria miniata (bat star)
Lineage: Eukaryota; Metazoa; Echinodermata; Asteroidea; Valvatida; Asterinidae
Product: stathmin-like
Exons: 5
Coding region: 198-656 (152 amino acids)
Biological process (GO): regulation of microtubule polymerization or depolymerization; neuron projection development; microtubule depolymerization
Cellular component (GO): cytoplasm; neuron projection
Molecular function (GO): tubulin binding
Source: RefSeq, a predicted model, not a curated record
CGUUCCAACGCCCAACCAAUCGAAUCAUUUCAAAACAUCACGUGGUAACUGCCGCGAAUAAUCAGCAAACGUCAUAUCGUGUUUUUUCGUCGUGCGGUCGGACGGGCGAGAUUUGUGACGGUGCAUCAGCCAGCAGUGGAGGUCAUCGGUUAGUGCCUUAUCUAUAACUUUAUCCUUUUCUUCGUCAGACUCGGAGCAUGCAGACUGCAGAUAUGCCUUCAGAAAUCAAGAAGAACUCUGGGGUGGCGUUUGAGUUGGUGUUCAAGGAGCCGUCGAAGGAAGCCAUCAAGAGCCCCGGACAGUCGCCGUCCACCAAACCCAGCACCUUGGAGGAAAUUCAGAAGAAGCAACAGGCGGCCAAGGAGAGGAGAGAGCAACAAGAGAGGGAGAGACUGAAGCUGGUAGCCGUCACCAACAGCAAACUAGAAGAGAGCAAAGCCAUCCGAAAGGAGAAGGAGGAGCAGUACAGGAAGGAGGCGGAGGAGAAGCUGGAAGGCAAGUUCAAGAAACACAAGGAGAACACGCUGGCCCAGGAGGAGGCUAGAGAGGAGAAACAGAAAGAAUUGAAUGAAAAGCAGGCAAGAGUCCUAGCCAAGAAGAAGGAGCUGAUCGAGACUGAAGGGACGACUGCGCCAGAUCUGAAUAGAGCAGAGUAGUCCAGCCUGCUUGUAUCACAAACACACACUCACAUAAGCCUUUCAUAUCUUCAUGUAUUCCCCUCCCUCUAAAAAUCUACUAGCGCAAAACAAAAAUUAAUGCACAACGCAAAAGAUGCUUUCUGCAACCUCUAAGGUACUUCAUCAUUUCAAAAUAAAAAUACGGUAAAAACUUUCAAGCAUAUAUGCCUGUUUUCUGUUUUCGUUCACAACUGCGGUCGAUCAGACCAUAAAGCAUCCUGCGAAAAAAAAGACCAAAAUUAUGAAAUCACUCACUUUUACGUUUUGGCGUGCCUUAUUAUUGUACAGGGGCAAGGAGUUGUUCAACUGCAAACAAGAAAAGUUAAACGGGGAAAAAAAAAAAACACAACUGAAUGGUGCAGUUUAUGUAAAUUCAUGUCCUAUUGUGUGUGUCGGCUGCAUUUUUUCAGCGGUGUUUUUCUUGUAUCUGGUGGAAAGAUUUCAAUCUUGGCGCUUGUGUCAUAUCUCCUUGAAAACGAGACUUUCCAGCGACAACCCUUGUAUACGUGUAAUGUAUGUAAAAAAAUGAAGUAUACUCCUAGCCUUAGAUGCAUGUAGAUGUAGUCGAAACAGGUCUCUCUUUUUUUGUUGCGAGAUAGGCAUUUAGCAAUCCCCUCCUCUUUGCUGUGGACUCUCAGUGGACUUGGGCGUGGCUUCGGGUGUGGUCAGACAAGGGUGUGGCACAUGGGUGUGGCAUUUUUACAGAAAAGAGGUAUAGCUUAUUAGAAUAUCACCAGAGGUCAUUUCAAAUACAUUGUUUCUGAGGAGCCACAAUGCUGAGGGCAAGUUGGCCAUCGCACACUUUUGAGGAGAGAAACACAGAAUGCCAUAUUAACUUGUCUGGCCUACAGUUGCUCAGCACAUUUUUCUCUACAAAAAAAAUUCGCACAUUCUAGAUCUGCUUUUCCUGAAGUUUUACACCAUAUUUUUGGGCAAUUUUUCUUUUGCACUUUUCCUUGGAUAAAAAUUCACUGAAUGCUGCUGUUUAAGAUAUUAGCCUGUUCAACCUUUCGGGGGCACUUGCUGUCAAAGAUAUUGUAAAUGUGAGCUUCAAUGUAUGUAUGAUAAAGAAAACGGAAUACACAAAGGCAUUGUAAUAAGGUCGAUAUUCAAAGUUUAUAGUAGUACCUUGCUGUUAAUGUGGCAUGCUACGAUUGUUAGUCUACAUUGGGACUUUGCACGGCAGUGUUAAGAUGGUAGAAAUUGUACAUUUUGUGGUCAGUCUAAUGCCAUGCAUGCACGUAGAUUACAUAGUUACACAUGAAUAUUCGAUGUUCACUUAGGAUAAAAAACACAAUUAGGGAAAAAAACUCUGUACAUGUAGGUAUAGGUAGUGAAAGUAGACAUAUGCUCGUGUAGUGUUGUUGACCUUUUAGUGAGCGUGAUGUGACUAAUAUGCCUAGGAGUUGAUUAUUUUGAUACCAAAAAAUUCAUAAAUGUCUACUGAAAUUGAAUAAUUGAUAAAGUUUUGUGUAUGCUAAGUUCGUUGGUUGUAGCACCGGCACUGCCAUGUUUCACACGAUAAAAAUCACCACUAAAUAUGAAUGUUAAAAUGUGCUGCUGGCUUUUGGUGAUACUUUUAAUUAAAAUGUUGAAGUUUUUUUGUCUUGAAAAACAAUUGCAGAACGGACUCACAAAGUGACUGUCUUUUGGAAAGGGAACGAUUUUUUGUUUCUUUGUAUUUUGCCUUAACGUUUACAGAGAAAAGAGGUGUUGCUUUUGUAUUUAAAAAAAAAAAAAUUAUUUCUGAGUUCUUCCAAAUGAUUUUUGUAAAAAAAAAACACGAAAUGCCAAAAAUUAUUUAUUUUGAUUUUGUUAUUAACAGUAGUUUAAGUUAGAAACAUUUUUUUUUGUAUUUGAUUGUUACAGUUAACAGUUGACGCAAUGUGAGCUAGCAUAAGCUACACUUAAUUAUACUCGUAUUGAUAAUUCUGUCAUGCUGCUUUUGAACAAAAAAAAUGUUACAACAACUCUUUAAAUGACCACUUAUUGAAUAAUAGCUGCAAACCGAUAAAGCGGUUUCAGUCAUUUCCUCUCGUCCAAAAAAAGAAAAGACCAAAAAAUUGCCACUUUAUCUACCUGCUUGAUUUACUCUCUGAAAUUCCAUUGAUUGUUUCGUUGUACUUAAAACUCAGUUCAGUUGUUUUGUUAUAUAUUAUAAUGAUUGUAUUAGGCUACUAGCCCAUUCCCAACUUGCAUAAUUGCCGCUUGGAAAAGUUGCAACUUGGAAAACAAUAGACCCCUAACCCUGCUAAAUGCAACAGAAAGCAACAAAGGUAAAAAGUUGUUGCAUACUGUUGCAUUUAGCAUGCAACUCAAGUCCCCGUGCUGGGUUGCAUCUUGUUGCAUUUAGCAGGGUAACUGCUCAUAGUGCCAAGCCAAUACAUGUACAACAUGAUCCACUAUUGCAUUUGGUUGCAUUUUGCAGGGUUACUGCUUGGUGCCAAGGUAUGCACUGGGUUCACUACACAAUGCAACAGAAUGCAACAGAAUCCACUGUUGCAAUUUGUUGCAUUUUGCAGGGUUCUAUUUCAGCUAAGUUGCGUUUUGUUGCAUUUGGCAGGGUGCUUAGAGAAAACCUGUUGGGGUUAGAGUUUAAAUUAAUAUUUUUUUUCUUUCUGACGUGUGCUAGGUUUUUCAAACCCAGUUUUGUUUUGCAACGUAAGAGGCUAUAAUUUUGUGUUCAUGAUUGUUUUGUCAUAAAGCAUUACUUUGACUGGAGUUAUUUGUACAGGAUAUUUGACAUACUUUGCAUUUUUUGUUGUAUUUUAUUUUUGCUACAAAGAAGUUUUGAUAACAUUCCAUGCUCAUAGAGUACUAUUUAGAGUUAUUUAUUACAUGUAUUUGGUUUUUCGUUUUGAGCAAGCGAACCUUUUGGACAAUUUCUCCUCAAGUUUAUUUGAGUGGUUAAGCUUACAUUUCCAACAACGCUUCUGUUUGCCAUAAGAAGGAACAGACACAUUGCUUAACACUAUGUAGAAACUGAAGCUUAUUAUGACAGGAAAACCAAACGAUCUUUCACUGCAAUAUUUAUUUUAGAAACGUAUUUAUUUUCAAAUGUUAACUUGGAAGACCUUGUCCAAUAUUCACAUCAGAUUCUACCCACCUACACGCGAUCAUUAAUUGAUAAGACUUUACGUUCUUUACUGUAUCUUUUAGGAACAUUUUUUGUGUAAUAAACAGGCGUACAUGUGCUUGGUUGUUAAUAAAAAACAAAGCUCUCAAGUAUUAAU